Messenger RNA from Cucurbita moschata (crookneck pumpkin), 1426 nucleotides. RefSeq names its product probable 6-phosphogluconolactonase 4, chloroplastic. The record is from RefSeq and is a predicted model, not a curated record. Gene Ontology annotation, molecular function: 6-phosphogluconolactonase activity. Bases 27 to 1004 code for a protein of 325 amino acids. Lineage: Eukaryota; Viridiplantae; Streptophyta; Magnoliopsida; Cucurbitales; Cucurbitaceae. Gene Ontology annotation, biological process: pentose-phosphate shunt; carbohydrate metabolic process. The transcript has 3 exons.
UCCUCCAUUAAUUCUCUCAGUUUAUUAUGGCUUCCGCCUCCCUCUCACUUUCUUCCACGCUUCCUACGCUCUCUUCAGCUCUGCGAACUUCUCCUAAGCUUUCCUUUCCGCUUCACUCUCUGUCGGUUCCAUCUAACUCACUCCCUGCUUUCUCCCUCAGCUCCUCUCUGACUUUCUCUCGGGUUUCUCGCUUACAUCCCACCAAGCGGCAGCUCGGUUCAAGGUCUCUUGGAGCCUCCGCCACCGAUAUGGCAUCGGAGAAGAAGGUGUUUGAUUCAGGGGAAGAUUUGGCUGUUUCUCUUGCCAAAUACACCGCCGAUUUGUCAGAUCACUUUGCUAAGAAGAGGGGUGCUUUCACUGUUGUUCUCUCCGGUGGAUCUCUCAUCAAAUGUCUCAGGAAACUGGUGGAGCCACCAUAUAUUGAUUCAAUAGACUGGUCGAAAUGGCACGUGUUUUGGGCUGAUGAGAGAGUUGUACCCAAGGAUCACGUUGACAGCAACUACAAACUUGCUUUUGAUGGAUUUCUCUCUCAGGUGCCUAUUCUACCUGGUCACGUUUAUGCUAUUAACGAUGCACUGUCGGCUGAGGGUGCAGCUGACGAUUAUGAAACCUGCCUGAAGCAUUUGGUGAGUACCAAAGUUGUUGAUGUCUCAGCAGCAAGCGGGUUCCCAAAAUUCGAUCUUAUGCUUCUCGGUAUGGGUCCAGAUGGGCAUGUGGCUUCUUUAUUCCCAGGUCAUCCCCUUCUGAGUGAGAAUCAGAAAUGGGUUACCUUCAUCAAGGAUUCCCCAAAACCGCCCCCGGAGAGAAUCACUUUCACCUUUCCAGUCAUCAACUCAUCAGCACACAUCGCAGUUGUGGCGCCCGGUGCUAGCAAAGCUGAUGCUUUGUAUACAGCAUUAGGAGGAGGAAGCUCUCAGAAUGCUGAAACACUACCUGUUCAGAAGGUUGCUCCUGAAGGGGUUUUGACAUGGUUCUUGGACAAAGAUGCUGCUUCCAAGCUGUAGUGUAAGAGAUAUGCGUCCAUUGAGGGGCGAGGAGUGUUAGGCUUACGCUAUUCGUUGGAUUUGAAUAAGAGUCUUUAUGUUCACAUAAAUAAAUGUAGGUUCGAGCUUGAAGCACGGCAUCAUCUGAACACGGGGGUAAGUUUGUUGGGACUUUUCCAUCCCAUUUCCGAGUUUUUAAGAGAUUUCUUCGAAAAGAGGGAACCAAAUGGAAUAGGCUUAGAGAACAUACUAAACGAGCUCGGUCUUUCACAAUGUAUUGGUUUCUCUGCUAUGAGCAAUGACUUCUGCUUGGCGUUUGUUCAUCAUUCCUAUGUCGUCCAUGGUUUUUGUACGACGUUAUUGAGUUAACGUCCUCCAACUGAAUUACGUAACGAAUUCUUAUGGUCAUUGAAUGUAGGAGCAUCAGGGAGCUAUGAACAGUG